This is a messenger RNA of Thermothielavioides terrestris NRRL 8126, 859 nucleotides long. RefSeq lists its product as uncharacterized. The record is from RefSeq and is a predicted model, not a curated record. Bases 213 to 602 code for a protein of 129 amino acids. Lineage: Eukaryota; Fungi; Ascomycota; Sordariomycetes; Sordariales; Chaetomiaceae. Gene Ontology annotation, cellular component: vacuolar transporter chaperone complex; fungal-type vacuole membrane. The transcript has 2 exons.
CAGCGAACCACGUGCAUCGAAAAAAUGGGGCAUGAAAGCACCGACAUCAUCUCUGAUUGAUCAAUUCCAAGGACGAAGUGCCGGCCCCUCCUCUUCUGACUGAUAACCAACAUUGCUCAGCUAUUCCGUACUACGACGGAGCAUACGCAAAAAGAAACCAUCGUCAACACCCGUCCUCUUCUUUCAUAUCGAACAGUGACUUCCCAGGCGCCAUGUCAAGUCAACCUCUGCUUCAAACUGCGCCGGGCAAGCGCAUCGCGCUCCCGACCCGCGUCGAACCUAAGGUCUUUUUCGCCAACGAGCGGACCUUCCUCUCAUGGCUCAACUUCACCGUCAUCCUCGGCGCCCUCGCCAUCGGCAUGCUUAACUUCGGCGACCGCCCCGCCUUCAUCUCCUCGUUCCUCUUCACGGGCGUCGCGAUGGCCACCAUGAUAUACGCGCUCGUAACGUACCAUUGGAGGGCAAAAUCGAUACGGAUGAGGGGCCAGGCGGGCUUCGACGACCGCUUCGGCCCGACAUUCCUGGCCAUCAUCCUGCUCCUUGCCGUGGUGGUCAACUUCGUCCUGAGGAUUUCCUACUCGGCUCAGGAACACCAUCCUUGAGGUGCGAGAUUUGAAAUACGGCUAUCAUCGAGCAGAGCAACUGCUCUGAGUUUGUUUGGCCAUGGUCUGGACAAUGGCUGAACAUGUUGGGCACUUGGGCAGGAGCUGAGGUUUGGGAUGUCUCGACCGAACGUGGUGAAGCUGGCAGACGGGACUUGUCGUGAAAACGGAAAGGACCUACAUUGGCACUGGAAUAAUGUCACCGGCGUUCUGAUAGGGAUUGGGAUCAGGUUGUUGUCAUAGCAUUGAUUCGCGCA